Lichtheimia ornata is the source of this 522-nucleotide messenger RNA. RefSeq lists its product as uncharacterized. The record is from RefSeq and is a predicted model, not a curated record. Bases 1 to 522 code for a protein of 173 amino acids. Gene Ontology annotation, molecular function: proton transmembrane transporter activity. NCBI's taxonomy places the organism in Eukaryota, Fungi, Mucoromycota, Mucoromycetes, Mucorales, Lichtheimiaceae. Gene Ontology annotation, biological process: proton motive force-driven ATP synthesis. The transcript is spliced from 3 exons.
AUGGCUUCUUCUCUUCGUGCCGCCGCCAAGCAAAUUGACUGGACCAAGCUUAGCAACACGCUUCCUUCAGAGACUGUCGCUGCUCUUCAAGCCUUCCGUAAGCGCAAUGACGAAGCUAAGCGUCUUUUGAACGAACUCAAGGAGCAAUCCACCACCGUCGAUUUCGCUCAUUACCGCAAGGUCCUCAAGAACCAGGCCAUCGUCGACCAAGCUGAGAAGGCUGUUCAAGGUUUCAAGCCCGUUGCUUACAAUCUCGAUGCUCAACUCAAGGCCAUUGAUCAGUUUGAAGCCAAGGCUGUUGAGAAGGCUUCCAGCACCGUUCAAAAGAUUGAUGUCGAACUCAAGGCUCUUCAAGCUACCCUUGGUCACAUUGAAGGCUCUCGUCCCAUUGAACAACUCACUGUCGAUGAUAUCAUUGUCGCCAAGCCUGAGCUUACCAAGGAGAUUGAAGAAAAGCUUCAAAAGGGCGAAUACACUGUCAAGGGUUACAAGGAACGCUUUGGCGACAUCUCGUACUUCUAA